Molecule: messenger RNA, 2585 nt
Organism: Anopheles cruzii
Lineage: Eukaryota; Metazoa; Arthropoda; Insecta; Diptera; Culicidae
Product: syntaxin-6
Exons: 5
Coding region: 326-1330 (334 amino acids)
Biological process (GO): Golgi vesicle transport
Cellular component (GO): membrane
Source: RefSeq, a predicted model, not a curated record
AGGCAAUUUCGCACCAAAAGAUACGGAAACGGGUCCCAAUUGUGAGCUAGCUACGGAUCUUGGUUUGGUUUGGUUGUGAAUCCGGGUGUUCUGUGAAGUUGUGUUCUGUGGAUUAGCCGGAAAAUUUAAUCAUCAUCCGCCUGGGAAUAAUCACUCGCUUAUUUCCCUUCACCAAUCCGCUGGGAAUCCUAUCGGCCUAAUGAUUACGCAGAAGAGAGAGGUUACGCUACUUCUGUCGAUGGUGCCAGUGAAACAUCGAAGCAAUCGUCGAUUGAUGUAUUAAUGCACAGCAACCUUGUUCCGAUUACGCUCCGAAUUACAGCCUAUGAUGGAAGACCCAUUUUUCGUGGUGAAAGACGAAGUAUUUAAAGCACUAAACAAGACUCGCGGGCUUUAUAUCCGUUGGCGUGAACUGAACGAUGCACAUUCGGGUAGCUCUACCGCGGAGGCCGAUUGGACGACAACGGAACUGAAAAAUUCCUUGCGCAGCAUCGAAUGGGAUCUGGAGGAUCUGGAAGAUACGAUCAGUAUUGUGGAGAAAAAUCCGAGCAAAUUUAAGAUCGACAACAGGGAGCUUUCAACACGGCGCCAUUUUAUCGAUGCGACACGCGAUGAGGUGAAAUCGAUGAAGGAUCGGAUGAGCAUCAGCCGCAACCGUGACCAGGAUAUAACUGCGCGGCAACCGCUGCUCGACAACGUGGAAUCGUCACCACAGAGCAAAAACUACAUUAACAACAAUAAUUGUAUCAUAUCAAACGGUAUCGUUGUGAGUGUCGGUCCGCCCGGUGGCCACAGCAACAUCAACAACAACUCGCACAGCUGCAACCUGAACAACAACAGCCAGGCCAACAAUCUCAACCUAGCGGAAACGGGUAAACAUCUGAUCAGUUCGGCUGGCGCAGCAAUGGCCUCCAGACACAGUGGGGCCAAGUACUCCAAACUGGAGAACAACCUCGACGACAGCCCGAGUCAUUACGUUCCGACGGCUUCGUCGUCCGUGUUGGAUGCAAGCUCAAGCCGUUUCGUGGAGGACACGCUAGCAACACAGCACCGCAUUCUGGUGGGCCAGGAUGAACAGCUCGACGUGAUCAGCGAUUCUAUCGGGACGCUCAAGACCGUGUCCCGUCAGAUAGGCAUCGAACUGGACGAGCAAGCAGUAAUGCUCGAUGAGUUUGGCAAUGAAAUGGAGCAAACCGAUUCCAAACUGGACGCUACAAUGAAGAAGGUUGCAAAAGUGCUCCACAUGACUAACGAUCGGCGGCAGUGGAUGGCCAUCCUGGUUCUAUCUAUAGCACUGGUAGUUGUGAUAGUAAUUUAUAUUAUUCUUUAAUCGAUACCGAUGUAAUAUGAUUCGGGUACGAGAGAAACCUUGGGGAUAUAUGCAUAGUUUAAGUAAUAAUAGUUCAUUUUCAAAUAUCAACCAUAUAGCAUGGUAGAAUAAUUUAUGGAACUAUUUAAACUUACAAAAAACAACAUUUACCAGCCGUAAUACAUCACACAAAUUCCCCUUUCGGUGGCCGCUAGCAAUCAGAACUGUAUUUUUGUUUGUGUGCAAUUGUGUGUGUGCGUGUUGUUUGUCAAAGCUCAUUCCGGACGCAUCCUAAAAUGUGAUAACCGUGGUAAACGAUUUUAUUUAAACCUUCAAUGAUUGAUGAUUGCUCAUUCGUUUGGUGUAUUAGCGAUUAUGAGUUAAAACUUUCAUCACUGACCACUAUCUGUUACCAGCACAAUAUUAUGUUUAGUGCUUUCUGACGAAGCAUUACUUUGUUGGUUUCUGUUGUCAUUUUGUCAAUGGCGGUUCCAUUUCAGAAUUUCGUGAUUCCCUUGGCAAAAACUAACAAUUUUGCUAUACAAAUGUGUUCGAUUCGUGUUGGAGAAACUGUUUAAUGGUUUUCGUUCUGUUUCAAUAGGUUAAGUUACGAUCAGUUCUAGUCAGUCAGGGUGAGACUCUUUCGUGGUUUCACUGUUAACGAAUAGGCGAUGCGAAGGGGUUCAGACUACUGUUUGAAUGGUUCGUUCUCAGCAUAUUUAACGGCUUUAUCUUAAUGUAUGUUACAUUCUUCUAUAGUCGGCGAACCAAAAGAGAAGUGUCGCCAACCAAACUAUAGACCGAAGGUAGUGAACCGUUGCGUAUAAUAGACGGGAGCUGCGUAGAGAGUACCACAAAACUAUAUAUUUUUCCAUGGAAUGUAUAAAACCUUUUUUCUACUGAUACUACUCUUAUAUACUACUCUCUUUUGAAACAGCCAAAUUUUUUGUAUAUUUUGAAAACGAAACCCAAUAAACAUCGAUCAAAAGGCGAGAUGGGGCAGGUAGCGCGAUAGCAAAAUGGAAAUCCGUUAACUGUAGGAAACAAAAUAUAUAUAAACUCUAUUGUAGUAGCAAACCAGGAAGUAGUCAGAAAAUGAGGCAUGUCUUCCUGCUAUGCGUAUGGCGGCAGAGAAGUGUAAAGGGAUGCAAAUCGAAGUUGAUCGACUUCCGGGUGCCGCUGAUCAUGUUUUCGAAAUUUCAACUAAUAUUUUUGACCCGUAGAAUACAUUAACAAAAAGACAAAACUAUGUAAAAACACAGAUUAUGAAAGAGUA